This is a messenger RNA of Trematomus bernacchii (emerald rockcod), 2077 nucleotides long. RefSeq names its product fibroblast growth factor receptor-like 1. Gene Ontology annotation, molecular function: fibroblast growth factor receptor activity; fibroblast growth factor binding. The transcript has 7 exons. The record is from RefSeq and is a predicted model, not a curated record. Bases 329 to 1858 code for a protein of 509 amino acids. NCBI's taxonomy places the organism in Eukaryota, Metazoa, Chordata, Actinopteri, Perciformes, Nototheniidae. Gene Ontology annotation, cellular component: plasma membrane.
GCAGGGACGGACAACAAGCCUCCGCUGUGUGCGCACUGUGGAAAAGUCACUUGGUGGACGAAGCGGAGUACACAGCCAACACAGAGAUUUCAAACAUUAGCGUAUGAUACUUUUCUUGUGUUUCAUGGAAGUAUCCGGUUUUAUUCCGUCUUUGAGUCCGUUAUUUUAUGUAGGAGACAGCGGCGUGCUGCACCGUUAGAAGUCGGUGAAAAGUCGACCACUGUCACUUUUGAUUCAUGGGCUCAACACGGACUUCAGCUAAAAACACUUCUGUCAAGAGCCUGAGGAGAGGUUGACUUCAUUCAUUGAAUAUCCAGAUUUAGGGGACAUGAAGUUAUCUUUGGACAGCAUGGGCUUCCUGAAGAUUGUGCUGUUCAUCUUCAAGGUUGUUUUACUGACCGACUGCGCAAGAGGUCCUCCGAGGGUGUCUGAGAAUGUCUCUCACAGACAGAUGGCUCGGCUCGGGAGCGACAUCAAGCUGCCCUGCCCGGUGGAAGGAGACCCUCCGCCCCUCAUAAUGUGGACCAAAGAUGGGCGCAACAUCCACAGCGGCUGGAUCCGUUUCCGUAUCCUCCGCAUGGGCCUGAAGAUCAAGGAGGUGGAGGCGGACGACACGGGGACCUACAUCUGCAAAGCCACCAACGGCUUCGGGAGCGUUAACAUCAACUACACCCUUAUCGUCAUCGAUGACUCGGGUUCUGAUAAAACUGGACCUGGUGCAGCUGAUGGAGCAGAGUCUAACCUGGGUACUGAUGGCUUGGCAGAAAAACUUGUGCGUCCCCGCUUCUCUCAGCCUGCUAAAAUGAGAAAACGCGUGAUAGCUCGACCCGUCGGCAGCUCGGUGCGGCUCAAAUGCACGGCCAAUGGAAACCCUCGACCGGACAUCGUGUGGCUGAAGGACAACAGGCCGCUGACGGAGCAGGAGGUCGGAGAAGGCCGCCAGAAGAAGUGGACUCUAAGUCUGAAAAACUUGACACCGGAGCACAGCGGCAAAUACACCUGCAGGGUCUCCAAUCGGGCCGGAGAAAUCAACGCCACGUAUAAAGUCGAGGUCAUACAGAGGACCAAUUCCAAGCCUAUUUUGACCGGCACUCACCCGGUCAACACGACGGUAGACUACGGAGGUACCACGUCGUUCCAGUGCAAAGUGAGGAGCGACGUGAAGCCGGUUAUUCAGUGGCUCAAACGCGUGGAGUCGCACGAGGAGAGUCGCUACAACUCCACCAUCGAGGUAGGGGACCACCGGUUCGUGGUGCUGCCCAUGGGGGAGGUGUGGUCGCGACCCGACGGCUCCUACCUCAACAAGCUGCUCAUUACUCGUGCCAAGGAGGAGGACGCUGGCAUGUACAUCUGCUUAGGCGCCAACACCAUGGGCUACAGCUUCCGCAGCGCCUUCCUCACUGUGCUGCCAGACACGAAGCCUCCCAUCAUGCCUAUGUUCUCGCCGACCUCCAGCUCCCUCCCCUGGCCCGUCAUCAUCGGCAUCCCUGCUGGAAUAGUGUUCAUCUUUGGCACCGUGCUGCUGUGGUUCUGCCAGAGCAGAAAGCACUGCCCCCCUCCAUCGGCAGCAGCUGCUCCUGCACAGGUCCUGCAGCAGGGCUCCCACCGGCUGCCGUACCGAGAGAGGGAGCGGGGAUGCGUGGCUGCCUCCUCCAGCUCCUGCAGCCCAGAGAAAGACUGCAUGAGCUCCAUGAACUAUGAGGAGUACCUGGCGCAGCAGCAGCUCCUCCUCGCACAGGGAGGAACGACAAUCCCCCCUAAAAUCUACCCCAAAAUCUACACUGACAUUCACACGCACACCCACUCCCACGUGGACGGGAAAGUACAUCAGCAUCAACACAUUCAUUUUCAGUGUUAGCCUCGGUGCCAAAGAGGGACAAUGAGCUCUGGGACUGAACAGCGGCUCCCUAACACUUGGCAUUACUCUUUAAAGACUUCACGUAGCUGGAGUGUGUGCAUGUGCGCAAAAAAACAGUGGCCAGUGGCACGUACUUUGUGUUUUUACAUCCAAACUUCCAUAUUUGGUGCUUAUUUGUGACCUGUCAGAUUCUCACACCACUAAAAAUCCAUGAAUCCU